This is a messenger RNA of Gossypium raimondii (Peruvian cotton), 764 nucleotides long. Its product is annotated as protein DMP4. The record is from RefSeq and is a predicted model, not a curated record. The transcript has a single exon. NCBI's taxonomy places the organism in Eukaryota, Viridiplantae, Streptophyta, Magnoliopsida, Malvales, Malvaceae. Gene Ontology annotation, biological process: endomembrane system organization. The coding region runs from base 63 to 692 and encodes 209 amino acids.
CAAAAGUAACAGAGAAAUAUAUAUAUAUACACAUAUAUAAAAUUUAAGAACAUUUCUCAGCCAUGGAUAUCAAAUUUCAAGCUAAUGCUGAUGAUGAAUCGCAUGAACACCUCCUACAAGACUUGGCAGUACUACCGGCACCCGAAAGAAAAACUCUCAUACAAAUAGCAAUCAGUCAAACAUUUCAAAGCACAGCACAUUUGGCUAACUUAUUACCCACCGGCACCGUCCUUGCUUUCCAGCUUCUCUCCCCCAUUUUCACUAACCAAGGUGACUGUGACUCGGUGUGUCGGUCCAUGACUGCCGGACUGAUACUCCUUUGUGGGUUGUCGUGUUUCUUCACCAGCUUCACGGAUAGUUUCAGAGACAAGGAUGGGAAUGUUUGUUACGGGUUGGCAACUUUGAAUGGGUUGUGGGUCAUUGAUGGUUCGGCCACUUUACCACCGGAAUCUGCGGCGAAAUACCGGUUGCGGUUUAUAGAUUUCGUACAUGCUUUUUUGUCGAUACUGGUGUUCGCGGCUGUGGCGUUGUUUGAUCAGAACGUGGUGAAUUGCUUUUAUCCGGCACCGUCGAGACAAGCUCAGGAGAUGCUCACGGCGUUGCCGGUUGGGAUUGGGGUUUUGGGUAGUAUGUUGUUUGUUGUAUUCCCUACUACACGCCAUGGAAUUGGCUUUCCUUUGUCGGCCAAUUAACGUUUAUGAGAUUAUACCCUUUAAACUAUUAAAAUUGUUAUCGAAAGAGUUUCUCUAUUUAUUUUCUUUGCA